Messenger RNA from Zingiber officinale, 867 nucleotides. RefSeq lists its product as uncharacterized. The record is from RefSeq and is a predicted model, not a curated record. NCBI's taxonomy places the organism in Eukaryota, Viridiplantae, Streptophyta, Magnoliopsida, Zingiberales, Zingiberaceae. The transcript has 3 exons. The coding region runs from base 1 to 867 and encodes 288 amino acids.
AUGGGAAAAUCUGUUACGAUUGAUAAGUUUUUUCAAAGAAAGAGAGCAAAUGAACAUGAUCCAGCUACUCCUAUAACCCCAUUAAUAAGAUCAAAUAACAAUGAUCUUCCAUAUGAAAGAAAGAGAGCAAAUGAACAUGAUCCAGCUACUCCUAUAACCCCAUCAACAAGAUCAAAUAACAAUGAUCUUCCAUUUGAAAGAAAGAGAGCAAAUGAACAUGAUCCAGCUACUCCUAUAACCCCAUCAACAAGAUCAAAUAACAAUGAUCUUCCAUCUGAAAUCCCCCCUAAAAGAUUCAAACAUACAGAAAUAGAAGAGGUUGAUCUCCAUUCUUUAGAGCGAUGCUCAAAUCAAACUGCAUUUACUGUUGAUGGAUUUGAUAAUUGGAAGAAAGUUCGAAAUGGAAAAGCUUGUGCUUUCCUAGGCCAUAUAGGGAAAGAUAAUGUAUCUUCACCCCAUCGUAAUGCUGAAAAGAAUGUCAUAUAUUCUACUUUGGCUCACUAUAAUUUGGAUGUUCAAAAUAUUAGAGGUCAAGGUUAUGAUGGUGCUAGUAAUAUGAGGGAUGAGUUUAAUGGAUUGCAAGCUUUGAUUAUAAAAGAUUGUAGAGGUGCUUAUUAUGUUCGUUGCUUUGCUCAUCGGUUACAAUUGGCUUUAGUUGCAGCAUCAAAAAAUGUGACACCUAUUCAUCAAUUUUUUGAUAGAUUAACUUUUAUAGUUAAUAUUGUUGGUUCUUCAUGUAAGCGUAAUGAUGAAUUGAAGAAUGCUCAUGCGGAUGACAUUGCACAUUUGAUUGCAAUAAAUGAACUCGAGACAGGGCGUGGACUUAAUCAAAUAGAUACUUUACAACGAGCUGCUGAUACACGCUAG